Messenger RNA from Aspergillus aculeatus ATCC 16872, 1644 nucleotides. RefSeq lists its product as uncharacterized. The record is from RefSeq and is a predicted model, not a curated record. NCBI's taxonomy places the organism in Eukaryota, Fungi, Ascomycota, Eurotiomycetes, Eurotiales, Aspergillaceae. The coding region runs from base 1 to 1644 and encodes 547 amino acids. The transcript has 3 exons.
AUGGCUGCUGUUAUUUCCUCGUAUCUAAGAUAUUCUGCUACAGACAGACGAUCAGGGUGUCCUCGCCUUUCUCUUACAUUUGACGCAAAGCCGAAUAUUGACUUGGAGGUUGACAUCUCGGUCCCUAUCACUUUUACUAUCACUCGCGAAGUGGAUGACCCCGAAAGGCGACCAUGCAUUUUCCACUGGGACCCGAUUGAGGAUGGAUUUGGCCAGGGCAGCUUCAUGCUGUUUCGGCGGAUUCCCGUAGGAUUUUUCGAUUUUGACUGGCAUCCAAUCUCGAUCAACCCUAGUCGGUUGUCGUUGCUAGCAGAAAGCUCCCUUGAGCCACGCAAGGUACCGACAUCGCAUCCAUGCACCAAAGAACUGCUUCCAGGCGCCAGCGUUUCCUGGAAGGUCUCCUUGCCGGCUGUCUACUUCGACUCCUUCCGACCUGGGCAUUACUACCAGACCCUGUGGGUAGGCGGACAAAUCCCUCUGUGGGACUGGGGCACAUUGGCGAAGUACCGGAAUCGCAAAUUAGACCCCAAAUCCCCACCGUUGAUCCUUCCCAGCUCGGAGAAACAGUCGUUGUAUAUUUUGGACGAAGAAAGCGACAUUGAUGAUGUGGGCGCGUUGCCACCUUCACCUCCACUACUUCUGGCGUCUGUCUGCCAGUUGCGUGGUGGUGCCCCAAUCCUAACCUUGAGCAUUGCUGGACCUGCUACACUGUCGCGGAAAGACUACGAUCCUUCAAGUCGUCUUCGAUAUGCGGUGACGGCUACACUAUCCUACGAAGCAGCCCCGAACAUCUCUCUCCAAGAACCCAUUGUGUUUCAUACCUUUCUCUUUAGAGAUGUCGAUUGGCGUCAAGAGGGAUUUAGGCUCUACCGGAAAAAAGACGGCCAGUGGCAGCCCUAUGAAAUACGGGGAUCCUUCACACAUCAUCGGUAUAGAUUUCCAAACCCCGUGUCAAAGAAUGUGGGCCGCAAUGAAGACAAUGACUUCCAUGCACUUAAUCCGGGUGAGUCGUGGUCGUUCACGCGACGAGUGACUGACUUUCCGGACAGCGUGGUGCUCGGGGAUACCUUCCGGUACUGUUACAAGGGGGCUCAACUCGACUGGUGGGACUGGGGUCAUUUUCAAGAUCAUAAAGAUACGGUGGUUACCAUUGACGGCAAAGUACGCGAGCCAGAAGAUAACGGAGGCCGACCUGCGCUUGUCGUACCGGCUAGUAACUACGUGGAGUUCACAGUGUCGAGCCUCUUCCCCUUGCUGCGCGAGUAUGGCAUCCGGUUCUACGCAAGCGAGCAGGCGAGCUCGUCCGGCGGCCGCUGGGAUCCGGACUCCGAGUUCGGAAAGGUCUAUCGGAGUCUGUACAUGAAGCCGAAGAUGUUGAGAGUCCUGGACACCUGGAACGAGGUCGCGGAGAAGGCGGGAAUCUCCAAGGCAGAGUUGGCGUACCGGUGGGUGGCGUAUCAUUCCGCGUUGGACAGGGAGCUUGGUGAUGCUAUUAUUGCGGGGGCGAGUGGUGUCGAGCAGUCGGAUCAGACUCUGACGGCCCUGGAGAAGGGCCCCCUCGAAGAUGAGGUUGUGAGGCAGAUCGAAGCCAUCUGGGAGGUUGCGAAGGAGUUUGCGCUCUUGGAUAAUUUCCACUCGCGCUAG